CUCGCGUCAGGCUGCUUCCCUCCUGUAGUGACGUAACCCAAAGACACAAUUGGGUAGAGUGUCUACCGCACUACCCUGGAUAGAGGGUCUGUUCCGCACUACCUUGGAUAGAUGGUCUGUUCACAUAAUACCUCGGAUAGAGGGUCUGUUCCGCACUACCCUGGAUAGAGGGUCUGUUCACAUAAUACUUCGGAUAGAGGGUCUGUUCUGCACUACCUUGGAUAGACUGUCUGUUCCGAACUAUCCUGGAUAGAGGGUCUGUUCCGCACUACCUUUGAUAGGCGGUCUGUUCCACACUACCCUGGAUAGACUGUAUGUUCCACAAUACCUCGGAUAGAGGGUCUGUUACGCACUAACCUGGAUAGAUGGUCUGUUCCGCACUACCCCGGAUAGAGGGCCUGUUCCAGAGAGCUAAGGGACGACGGGGCUCUAGUUCAGUAGGGCAGUGUUGCUCCAAGUUCUAGUUCAAUGGGGCAGUGUUGUUCCAAGGUCCAUAUUGACAGGCUCAACGUGGCCGGAUACGUCCAUGGCGGAGUGGGCCACGACAACACCGCCGACACCAUCACCGGCGGAAUAGCAAACGAGGGGACAGCUGAACAUCCAGACAAUGGUAGUGUUACAGUGAAGAUAGGAUGUGAUGACCAGGGAAUCACAGAUAGUAUACCACGUGUUUCUACUGACAAUAGAAAUAAAGGAAACAUACCACGUGAUUCUACUAACAUGGGAAACACACCACAUGAUUCUACUGAGAUGGGAAACAUACCACGUGACUCUACUGACAUGGGAAACACACCAUGUGACUCUACUGACAUGGGAAACGAAAGCACGAGACAUACAUCAGGUGACCGGGAACAUCAGGAGUCCGCUAAGGACAUUAGACACCCGAACGCCCAAACGCCAAAAGACAGCUGGACCCUAAACUCAACCAUGCAAGCUCCCGUGGGGGGAGAGGGAGUGUCAUUCCAUGAUAUAGACAUGCUCAACCUCGAGGUGGUACGUGUGGCUGGUGAUGACAAGAGAGUGCAUUGUCUCCCCUUGGCGGAUAUAGUUGACAUCAACAUGAGUGACCAGAUCGGCAAAACGCCGCUUAUUGUUGCAGCAUGGAAGGGUCGCCAGGAUGUCUUUGGCUUCCUGGUUGGGAGAGGAGCUGAUGAGUCGGUCACAGACGCCUAUUCCAACAACAUCCUUCACUGGGCGUGUCACGGAGGUGAUGUGGGGAUGGUGCAGUUUAUCGUCUCUGAACGUCUUGUUGAUAUAGACAGUAGGGGGAAGGACAGGUACACGCCCGUCAUGAUGGCGGCAGAACGCAGACACAAGGAUGUGGUCACCUUGCUGGUGCAGGCAGGAUGUAACAUGUCGCAUGUGACCAAUGGCGGGAACAAUAUCCUGCAUGUUACCUGCGCUUGUGGGGAUAUAACCACUGUUAAAUAUAUCCUAUCCAAGAAUAGUGUCAACAUCAACAGCAGCGGGAUGAACGAGAGGACAGCGGCGAUGAUUGCCGCCUUGAGGGGGCAUAGAGCUGUGUUUGAACUUCUUGUAAGCGAAGGUUGCGACUUGUCGCCUGUAACCCACAACAACAACAACAUCCUUCACGAGGCGUGUGUAGGUGGAGACGUGGGUAUUGUCAACUACAUCGUCUCCACAGAUAUUGUUGAUAUCAACAGUAGAGGUAAGUAUGACAGGACGCCAGUGAUGGUUGCCGCCGAGUUUGGACAUAUUGACGUCCUGGAGCUGCUGGUGAGGGAAGGAGGUGACGUGAAUCUCCGGUCUGAUGCAGGCAAUACCAUCCUCCAUGCAGCGUGUCUUGGAGGGUACGUCAAGGUGGUGUCACACGUCCUCACGACGACACACGUCGAUAUCAACGCCCAGGGUAUUCAGGGGCGGACCCCUUUGAUGUUAGCGGCAUGGAAGGGGCACCAAGAUGUGUUUGAACUCCUUGUGAGUGCGGGAAGUGACGUGUCUCUCGUGGACGAUGGCGGUAACAAUAUUCUUCAUGUGGCUUGUCGUGGAGGACAUGUUGAGAUGGUGACGUAUCUCCUGUCGAAAAAACUUGCUGACAGUGACGCGACCGACAAACAAGGGUCUACAGCCAUUAUGAUAGCGAAAGAGAAAAAACACAAAGCUGUUGUGGAUGUCCUUUCGUCCAAGGUCAAACUGCCAAGUGAUUAGACAGUGCUAGGAGUGACGUACAUGUAAUACAUUAUUCUUUCAUGAGGUAAGGCACCCAUGAAGGUCCGGGUAAGAAGUGGUUCUCAGCAACCCAAGUUUGUAAGGGGCAACUAACGGGAUCGGAUGAUCAGGCUCGUAUCCCAAUUACGUAGAUCGAUGCCCAUGCUGUUGAUCACUGGAUUGUCUGGUCCAGGCGAGAUUAUUUACAGGCCGCCGGUAUAAACGGGCUCUUGUUGAGUGCGGCGUUAAACAAAACAAACAAAUCAUAUUGUGAAGACAGCCAUUGCUUUUGUUAAAAAGCAUCCUUAAGUAAGUGGAACAAAUACGGCAUUUAAAAUGUUGCUUACCGUCGUGACACCUUUAAUCUUCUAUUGAUGCUUAUCCUCGUGACACCUUUAAUCCUUCAUUGAUGCUUACCGUCGUGACACCUUUAAUCUUGUUCAGUCAGUCCAGAGGGUGUGUCAUGGAGUAAGUGAGUGACUUAUUUGAACGCUGCUGUGAGGAGUAUAUAUAGGUUACAUCACGACGUGUCUGCUUGAUGUGGGAGGGAAACCCGAAGUUAUUCGCUCUAGCGAAACCCAGAAUCAUGGUUCUGACAAACCAGGGUUGAACUGACGCUAGGAUUUGAACCCACUACCCUCAGGAAUAGCGGCAACGCGGACGACACUCCCUCCAAUGUGGAAAGUGCGUGAACGGCAUUUUAGUCUGUGUAUUAGGCCUACCUGACUUGUUUAUACCCGUACCUUGUGUAUUGCACACAGUCUAAUUACAAAUAGUCACUAUGUAUGUGUAUAGUUGUCUAGUGAAUAAAUGUCGAUAUAGAUGCUAGUAUAAAGUUUAA
This is a messenger RNA of Haliotis rubra (blacklip abalone), 3010 nucleotides long. Its product is annotated as ankyrin repeat domain-containing protein 17-like. Gene Ontology annotation, molecular function: protein binding. The transcript is spliced from 2 exons. Gene Ontology annotation, cellular component: cytoplasm; nucleus. Bases 469 to 2169 code for a protein of 566 amino acids. NCBI's taxonomy places the organism in Eukaryota, Metazoa, Mollusca, Gastropoda, Lepetellida, Haliotidae. The record is from RefSeq and is a predicted model, not a curated record.